Molecule: messenger RNA, 1580 nt
Organism: Populus nigra (black poplar)
Lineage: Eukaryota; Viridiplantae; Streptophyta; Magnoliopsida; Malpighiales; Salicaceae
Product: ADP,ATP carrier protein 1, mitochondrial-like
Exons: 4
Coding region: 197-1354 (385 amino acids)
Biological process (GO): mitochondrial ATP transmembrane transport; mitochondrial ADP transmembrane transport
Cellular component (GO): mitochondrial inner membrane
Molecular function (GO): ATP:ADP antiporter activity
Source: RefSeq, a predicted model, not a curated record
UCCUGAGUGAGACCCGAGCGGGUGUGAUUACUAUGAUUGCAUGCACCCCCUCGUUCACCAUUUCUUCUCUCCCUCCAUCCAUAUAUAAUUUUUCAUACUGCCUCUCGUCUCCCACUUUGCCGUUCCAUAAGACCCUGAAGAAGACUCCUUUCUCUCUUCACACCAACAAGAAGGGGUUAAUUAUUUGUGUGAGGAAAUGGCUGAUAGGCGCCAGCAACCGUCGGUCAUGCAAAAGAUGGCCAGCCAGGUCCAUCUCAGUUCUAGCUUUCCCCAAGGUUUUCAGAGACCUGCUUUACACCGAAGGCAGUUUGCAUAUGGAAACUAUUCCAAUGCGGGAUUCCAGUAUGCCAUGACAAGGCCAUGCCAGUCUAGCCCUGACAUGUCAUUGGUUGCAUCAUCUACUGCACCGGUAUUUGUCCAAGCCCCGUCUGAGAAAGGCUUGGCUGGCUUUGCUGUUGAUUUUCUUAUGGGCGGUGUUUCUGCUGCCGUGUCAAAAACUGCUGCAGCUCCCAUUGAGCGUGUGAAGCUCUUGAUCCAAAACCAGGAUGAGAUGAUCAAGGCUGGUCGACUCUCUGAACCAUACAAGGGAAUUGGAGAAUGUUUCAGCCGAACAAUAAAAGAUGAGGGGACGAUGUCUUUGUGGAGAGGGAACACUGCUAAUGUCAUCCGUUACUUCCCCACUCAGGCCCUGAAUUUUGCAUUCAAAGAUUACUUUAAGAGGCUUUUCAACUUCAAGAAGGACCGUGAUGGCUAUUGGAAGUGGUUCGCUGGAAACUUGGCAUCUGGUGGUGCUGCUGGUGCCUCGUCACUACUCUUUGUUUAUUCUUUGGAUUAUGCCCGAACACGUCUUGCAAAUGAUGCCAAGGCUGGAAAAAAGGGAGGGGAGAGGCAAUUCAAUGGUUUGGUUGAUGUCUACAGGAAGACACUAAAAUCAGAUGGCAUUGCUGGGAUUUAUCGUGGAUUUAACAUUUCAUGUGUUGGUAUUAUUGUUUACCGAGGUCUGUAUUUUGGAUUGUAUGAUUCUUUGAAGCCAGUCGUCCUGACUGGAAAGCUGCAGGAUAGUUUCUUUGCUAGCUUUGCUCUUGGCUGGGUCAUCACCAAUGGUGCUAGUCUUGCAUCCUAUCCAAUUGACACUGUCCGCAGAAGAAUGAUGAUGACAUCUGGUGAAGCUGUCAAGUACAAGAGCUCCCUCGAUGCAUUCUCCCAGAUCCUUAAGAACGAGGGUGCUAAAUCCCUCUUCAAGGGUGCUGGUGCAAACAUCCUCCGUGCUGUUGCUGGUGCUGGUGUGCUUGCCGGAUAUGACAAGCUUCAGGUGAUUGUCUUGGGAAAGAAGUACGGUUCCGGUGGGGCCUAAUUAAGUCUCAUUCUUCUUCACCCCAUACAAUCAUCAUAGAUGGUGACGAAAUUCUUGGAGUUCCAUUCCAGAAUUUAUUCUGGAUAAUUCUUUAGACUCAUUUGGAUUAACUUUUUUCAGUUUCAGGAUUUCCAUUUCUGUAGUCCUGUCUUUUAGGAAUUGUUGCGAUUGCACUACAUUGAUUUUGAAGACAUCAAAACUAUAAAUUAUCCUUCUCGUUUUAUCA